Messenger RNA from Wyeomyia smithii (pitcher-plant mosquito), 2963 nucleotides. Its product is annotated as N-acetylgalactosaminyltransferase 6-like. Gene Ontology annotation, cellular component: Golgi apparatus. Lineage: Eukaryota; Metazoa; Arthropoda; Insecta; Diptera; Culicidae. The transcript is spliced from 3 exons. Bases 625 to 2454 code for a protein of 609 amino acids. The record is from RefSeq and is a predicted model, not a curated record.
CUACAGUAAACAAAUACAAACACUCGACGGCUGUUUGGCAGACACAAAAAAGUUGGAAUCUUUCAUGCCGCCUAUACCUUUCUACUAGCAGACUCAUCACCUCUCAGCACCUCAGCAGCAGCAGCCAGUCAACCAGGUGUGGUUCGGGUUGUUUUUUGUCAUUGCGAAAGAGUACCGUUCUUUCAGGCUCUGCGUGUCACCCUAUAGGCUCAGUUCACCAUCCACUUGUUGCGGAAGGAGCGUAGUGCGAGGUGGCAUCUAGCGUACGACGGACUGCUUCGGGUUUCACUCAUGUGACAACAUAUCCGCGGUGAAAGGUCGCAUAAAUUGAGCAAACAGGUUGAAAGUGAAUGGUCAGCAGAAGGUACAGUUCUUACGUGAAUUAAGAAAAAGUAACGGAGAAGAUGCGUUUGUGAAAAAGUAGAGCAGAGGACAUGUUGGGAUUUGGGAUACAGUUUAGUUAAAAAAUUGGAACCAGUUUUAGUUGUCACUAGUAGCUUGUAUUAGAGGUGCCACCUCAUCGAAGUUCAUCGAUAUCAGUUAUAGAGUCCAGCAAACACACAUCAAGUUCUACCUGUGUAGCGCAGGGAAGCGUAACGGACGUAAUACCGAUUGACGAAGAAGAUGCGUCGUAAUCUACGAGUUCUUCUGAAGUACGCCUUCGUCGGGGGCUUUAUCCUACUCUUCCUUACGCUCAUAAUCCGCUCAUUCAACGUGGUCGAUCGGCAGAGCGUCUUCCAGGCACAGCCCUCCCCUCGGCAGGAGCCACUGGUGCAACAUCAGAAGCAGGGAUCCUUCUUCAAUGGGUCCCCGAAAAAUGUACUCCGGAAACAGAUCGAUUGGCACGACUAUCAGUUGAUUGAUUUGGAAAAGAAACGCACCGGUAUCGGAGAGCAUGGCAUUGCUGCCCACCUGGAGAAAAAAGAUGAAGAGAUGAAGGACAAACUGUUCAAAAAGAACGGUUUCAAUGCCGUUCUCAGUGACCUGAUAUCGUUGAACCGUUCACUACCAGAUAUACGGCACAAGGGCUGCAGAGAGAAGAUGUAUUUGAGUGAACUGCCCACGGUUAGUGUGGUGGUUCCAUUCUACAACGAGCAUUGGAGUACAUUGUUGAGAACGGCUUCGAGUGUGUUGCUAAGGUCCCCUCCAGAGCUAAUUAGUGAGAUAAUUCUAGUAGACGAUUGCAGUACUAAGGAGUUUUUGAAAGAUCAACUAGAUCGGUAUGUGGCGGAAAACAUGCCGAAGGUCAAAAUAGUACAUUUACCCGAACGGUCCGGAUUGAUUGCUGCCCGCUUGGCUGGGGCAAAAGUAGCCACUGCGGAUGUAUUGAUUUUCCUCGACUCGCAUACGGAGGCAAACGUAAACUGGCUGCCACCUCUGUUGGAACCGAUCGCAAAAGAUUACAGGACCUGUGUAUGCCCAUUUAUUGACGUAAUCGACUGGGAUAAUUUCGAGUAUCGGGCACAGGAUGAAGGCGCGCGGGGUGCGUUUGAUUGGAAGUUUUACUACAAGAGGUUGCCCCUGUUGCCGAAAGAUUUGGCUAACCCGACGGAACCAUUCGAAAGCCCUGUGAUGGCCGGAGGACUAUUUGCUAUCAGCUCAAAGUUUUUCUGGGAACUUGGUGGAUACGACGAAGGUUUGGACAUAUGGGGCGGUGAACAGUACGAACUGAGCUUCAAAAUUUGGCAAUGUGGUGGGCGGAUGUAUGAUGCACCUUGCUCACGUGUAGGUCACAUCUAUCGAGGGUAUGCUCCUUUCGGUAAUCCCCGGAAGAAAGAUUUCCUGUCACGAAAUUAUAAACGUGUAGCCGAGGUGUGGAUGGACGAAUAUAAAGAGUUUCUCUACAUGCGAGAUAGGAAGAAGUAUGACAAUACCGAUGCGGGAGAUCUUUCGAAACAGUUGGCUAUUCGUGAGAAGUUGCAGUGCAAGCCGUUCAAAUGGUUCAUAGAGAAGGUGGCUUUCGAUUUGAUUGAAAAGUACCCACCGGUAGAGCCGCCGGACUUUGCGAAUGGAGCAAUUCAGUCGGUGUCCACUCCUAACCUAUGCGUCGAUACGAUGAGCCACGGAGAAAAGCAAGCAGUUGGAAUGUUCACCUGUGCUGCGGAUAAAGUUCAACCGCAGCCCAAUCAAUACUUUCAGCUGUCGUGGCAUCGCGAUUUAAGAAUCAAAUUCGGCGAACUUUGCUGGGACGUUUCAGAAAGUAAGCCAAACGCAAAAAUUCUUUUAUUCCACUGCCACGGCGGCCAGGGAAAUCAGCUGUGGCGGUACGAUGUGGAUAACCAAAUGAUCAAACAGGGUAAGAAUAAUCGUUGUCUCGAUAUGGACGCUGGUACAAAAUCGGUUUUCGUGAACCCCUGUAACACCGAAAACCCCAAUCAAAAAUGGAAAUGGGGUUUCGUGAAUAUGACCGCCAUACAAAGCUGGGAGACGUACGGGGCAAAAAUAAUUGACUGAAAGGUGAAGAAGACGAUCAACACGAGCUCAAAUUCAUGUUAUAAAGUAAUCAACAUCACGAAUUGUGAUAAAAGAAGGUCCGGUGAAAAGGAAAAGCUGGAAAUUAGGCUGAGAAGUGAUGCGUUAUUCGAGAACAAAGUGGCUAGUGUUUUUGCUGAACGGAAUUGUUUGAAGUUGUGUGAUAAAUGCGAUAUAAAACGAGUAGCUCAUAUUUUUUCUUUGAGCUGCAUGAUAAGGUAUGGUAGGAGAGCUGAACAAACAACUUGCCAUGAAGACAUUCCCAAACGAAUGGGAAGCCGAAUUAUGAUAAUCACAUCAAACAUAUCUAGUCUGUAAGAUUUUGCUAGCAUUAUUUAACUGCAGUGAUGUAGUAGAACUGAAAUCAACUGUCAGUAAUGCAUUUAAACAAUUGAAAGGCCAUUUUUCUAAAGAACCCAAACGUGUACGAAUGCGGAUUUCGAUACCAUUACUGUGUAUUAAAAGCAAUAAAACAAGUAUUUUUCGUCGAA